UUUGUGAGGUUAAGUUAUCUAUGAGUUAAGUUGACUUAAACAAGCUCGAUUUUCAAAUCUCCAAUAAAAUUUUAUUUAUUUGAAAAACAAAGUCAUACUGAAUAAAAAUGGUAGUUGUAAGUUCCUUUCAAGCUCCAGAUUCCCCUGUUGUUUUUGAACACAGAAAUACACAGGCUAUUUUUGAUAAAAAAGAUCUUGGUCCGGGAACUGUGUAUGUUAGUGAGAGAACCUUAUGUUGGAAAGACGUUCAAGAACGAGGCUUUACCAUAUCUUAUAACCAUAUAUCUAUGCAUGCCAAAUCUUCUGAUCUUACGAUAUACCCAACACCUUGCAUAUAUAUCAUGAUUGACACACAUGUUACUUUACCAGGAGAAAGUUCUGAACCAGUUCAAAAUGAUGAAGAUAGUGAGGCAGGGUCAGAAGCAGAUAUAUCAGAAUUAAUUUUAGUUCCAUCUGAUUUAAAUACAUUAGAUGAUUUAUAUGAGUCAAUUAAGCAGUGUCAAGCUCUGAAUCCUGAUCCAAGUGAUAUUGAUGAAGAUGACAUGUAUGAAGAUGCUGAAGAUCAAGAGAACAUGGUCAUUGGUGAUAUGAUAGGUGGUGGAGAUGCAGACAUGGACCAUUUAUCAGAUAGACUUAGAGAUCAUUCAGUUAACAUCCAAUAUGAUCAUAGUAAUGGGGAUUAUAAUGUUGAAGAGGAGCAUUUCGAAGAUGCAGAUUAAAGGUAGUGUGAGAGAAUUGACUGAGAUUGUUUUUGACAUACAUUUUUGUGUUUAUCUCAUUAACAUGUUUGAUUUUUGUGUACUUUUAAUUACUUUUAUAUUGUGCUUUUAUAUAAAAAAGCAAAAAAACAUCUUAAUGUAGAAAAUAGAAGUAAAAUAUAAUCCUUCAAAUGACCAAAGGUCAAAAGUGUGUAAUUCUAAAAUAAAGUUACACAUCAGUUUUUAA
Messenger RNA from Agrilus planipennis (emerald ash borer), 945 nucleotides. RefSeq names its product methylosome subunit pICln. Gene Ontology annotation, cellular component: pICln-Sm protein complex; spliceosomal complex; plasma membrane. The transcript has 5 exons. NCBI's taxonomy places the organism in Eukaryota, Metazoa, Arthropoda, Insecta, Coleoptera, Buprestidae. The record is from RefSeq and is a predicted model, not a curated record. Gene Ontology annotation, biological process: spliceosomal snRNP assembly; cell volume homeostasis; mRNA cis splicing, via spliceosome. The coding region runs from base 108 to 719 and encodes 203 amino acids.